Molecule: messenger RNA, 642 nt
Organism: Zymoseptoria tritici IPO323
Lineage: Eukaryota; Fungi; Ascomycota; Dothideomycetes; Mycosphaerellales; Mycosphaerellaceae
Exons: 1
Source: RefSeq, a predicted model, not a curated record
UCCGAUCCCUGCCCCGACCGCGCCGCUCUCGCCGCAGUGCAAAACAUUCCCAUCUACUCCGCCGACGGAACCGCCCAUCCCUUCGGCUCCAUCUACGAUCCCGCUCUCGCCCAGCACACCCGCCAACUUGUCCUCUUCGUCCGUCACUUCUACUGCGGCGCCUGUCAGGCAUUUCUCCAAGCCAUGACCGCUUCCAUCAGCAACGCCGACUACUUUGCUAUCCCAGUACCUACCUCCAUCAUCGUUAUCGGCUGCGGCGCGCCCGAACUCAUCCCGCAUUAUAAACGCUUCACCGGCUGUCCGUGGCCCAUCUACGCCGAUCCGACGAGGGCAUUGUUCAAGAAGCUGGGAAUGUCCAUUUCGAUGAAUCUUGGUCUCGAAAGGCCAGAGUACAUGAAGGACAUCUCCUCAGCGCAAUGGGGAGCGGGACAGAUCAGGCAGAUCCGGGAAGAGUUGAAGAACCCCGAAGGAAUGCGGGCGGACGGCCUAAGGAAGAGAGAUAUCCUGUUGAAAGGUGGACAUCCGAUGCAGAUUGGUGGGGAAUUCUUGUUCGAAGAGGGGAAUGUCGUGUGGUGUCAUCGCAUGAGGAAUUAUCGUGGGCACACUGAGAUCAAGGUGAUCAGGAAAUUGUUGGAAUUGGAG